GACCCAGCCGCAGAAGGCGCCGGACAUGGAUGCUGAGCCACAAGGCCCGGUCAAAAUUCGGCGAAAGGGAGGCAAGCUUUACGAGGUCACCCACAAAGCUGUUGCGAUUCGGUAUUUGCCGUCUACGACAGCAGACAUGGUCGGAACGAGGAUCUUGGGCCAACUUGUUGAACUCUUCGAGGAUAGUGCCGAUGGGAAAUGGCGGAAGAUGGAAGAUGCCGAAAGCGGCCUGCAAGUGUUCCGCGCACUCAUGUCUUGCAGUGUGCUUCAUUGGUGCCUAUGCCGCAUGCCUAUGCCUGCAGCAUCCUGCGGCAUGGAUGGAGUGGCAGGCAUGCGAAAGCUUGCUUGGGCAGCAGUGGCAGCAACGGCUGCCGAAGAGUCUGAAUGUGCAAAUGGUGAUAUUGUGAGAAGUGACGCGCUCGGCUCCUUGUCUGGUCUAACAGUCGAUGCACGCCGCAUGCGCUUGCCAAGCGCACCGCCGCUUCAUGAAGCCUUCGAGUCUAUGGAGAGAAAGCAAAUCCAGACGAAGGCCGGCAAGCGCGUUCCUGAGCACGGGAACAUCUCUUCUCUUCUGCUGCUGGGCAUUGGUGGCUCCGCUCUUGGCCCGCAGCUCCUUUCGGAGGCCUUGGGUCCAGGAUCACGGCGGAUUGCCUUCCUCGACAACACGGAUCCGGAUGGAUUCUACGCAGUGCUAAGCACAAUCGAUGCAGCCUCCACCUGGGUUCUGGUGGUGUCCAAGUCGGGUGGGACGGUCGAGACGCGCAACGCAUUGGUGGAGACAAAGGCUUUUUUCGCCUCCCGAGGGGUGGACUGUGCUCGCCACCUUUUGGCAGUGACAUGCGCCGGGUCACGCCUGGACAAGCUUGCCAUGGAAGAGAGCUGGCAUGAUAGGCUUCAUGUCUGGGACUUCGUUGGUGGUCGAACCUCCUGGACUUCUGCUGUGGGCCUGCUGCCUGCGGCACUUCUGGGCCUGGAGUGGAGGUCUCUCUUGAGGGGCGCGGCAGCAUGCGAUGCCGUCACUCGGACCUUUUCCACAGAGAACCCUGCCAUCCUGCUAGCUCGGUCCUGGCACGCUCUGACGGGGAGGGCAAUGGUGGUACUUCCAUACAGGGACCGGCUGCAACUGUUCGGGCGUUACUUGCAGCAGCUUGUGAUGGAGUCCCUCGGCAAGGCCAAGAACUUGCAGGGAGCCUUGGUAAACCACGGCUUGACCGUGUAUGGCAACAAAGGAUCCACGGACCAGCACGCGCUUCUGCAGCAACUUCUUGACGGUCCAGAUGACUUCUUUGCUCUCUUUAUUGCGGCACUAGAAGGUGCUCACGACAAGGAAAGCAAGGAGGUGGAAGUUGGAGUCACCAGCAGUGAUUACCUGUUGGCUUUCCUUCUUGGCACACGGCGAGCGUUGACCCGUGCUGGACGCAGGAGCCUCACCAUCACUUUGCAGCGUGUGGAUGCAUUUCAUCUCGGGGUGCUUAUCGCAUUGUUCGAGAGAGCGGUCGGGCUUUAUGCUGCGCUGAUUGGAGUCAAUGCCUACAACCAACCAGCUGUGGAGUCCGGCAAGCGUGCUGCAGCGGAUGUUCUCAGUCUCAUGCGCAGCCUCGGAAACAACGUAACAUUGGCUGCCGAAGACGCAGAGCCUGAUGACCUAGAGAUGCUCCGCGAGUACUUGGCACUUCCCAGCCGGUUAGGCGCCCUUCUGCGUGCUGUGGAGGACGUGGAGCUCUUAGUUUCCAUCCCGCGGGAUAAAACAGUUGGAGGAUUUCUUGAGUCGAGCAGCAGUCCCGGCAUCGGCGGCGGCGAACAAUUGGAGCCACUCGCUGGCUGCUUGAAGCGCGUGCUUCAAGACGGAUGGAAUGUGACACCCUGCUGGCCGAGUCCAUGGGGCCCGUACGAUGCAGGUCAAGUUGGAGCUGCUCCUUCGCACCCAUCUUGGAGCGAUCCCGUCGACAUCUAUGACGCUGACAGCAAGCACCUGGGAGUGCGCACGGCUUGGGAGGCUCAGACAACAUGCCUGUGGCACCGGACUGUUUAUGUGGUUCCACGACUGUUGGAUGGCCGUGUACUCUUCCAGCGCCGCGCUGAUUGGAAGUGGCGAAUGGGUGGCUUCUGGGAUCUAGGUGCCUCAGAGACUGUGGAGGUGGCUGAAGACCUCCCCACAGCAGCGCAGCGAGCAGUUCAUGAGGAGCUUGGGAGCCGUGCAGUGCUGCCGGCCCUGUCAGAAUGCUGUCGCCUGAACACAGGUUGGAGCGGAGCAAUGCCAAAGAUGCAGCUUUGCCAGUUAGAUCAAAAUAUCGUCUACACCGCCCUCGGCAACCUUAGUGCUGAUGCGGGCGAGCGCGAUGAGGAAGUGGACGCACUUGAGUACUGGUCACUGGAGGAUUACAUCAGAGAAGCAGACUUGAACCGCUACAAGUUUGCUCCCUGGGCACAUGCCCUUAUCGUCGGCUGCCCACGCUGCUUUGGCACAGUCUCAGCUGAAGAGCUCUAA
Molecule: messenger RNA, 2488 nt
Organism: Symbiodinium pilosum
Lineage: Eukaryota; Dinophyceae; Suessiales; Symbiodiniaceae
Source: the annotation of a GenBank genome assembly